UGAAAAGAAACCCUUAGUGGUUCUAGGAUGACAUAGAAUGUAAAUGUAAAGGCAUUUCCUGUGUCCUUAGCAGAUCGUAAGCCUGGAAUGUCAUCACUGUCCCAUAGAUAUUUGCCAAAUGAAACAAAUAAGCACCACCCACUGACCCCACCUUAAGUGAACCAGCACUGAGAAUAAAGGUUACAAUCAUCAAAAAGCAGCGGCGGGGGGCAAAUCCUAUUGAGAAAUAUGCCCUGAGGCCUUCAGGACUUCUCAGCUGGUGUCCAGAGCCAGUCCCAGCGUCUGGAGCCUCCCAUCACCGCCCUGGAUCCCUCAUGUGUCCCACCUACAACAACCUACACCCGUGGACUUUCAUAUUGUCCUCAUGGCCCCUCCACCUCACAGAAAUCAACUAUGACCGGCUGCCAGGCGACACUCCUAUAUGCCACCACCCAGAGGGUUCCUAUCUUAAAGAUGCGGGUGAAGUCAGCGGCGCCCUGAGACCCAGGGAGAGAGCUCCCCUGGCGUCCCAACAGUUUCUCAGCUGAAAAGUACACGUACCCACGGGGCGGCUGCUAGCUUGCCAGGGCGGGAUUCCUGAGCACUUGGCACAGUGCCCCACUCGUGGUGACGCGCACCCUGGUGACAGCUCCGCUCUGCGAGCCACCAUUGGGUCGGCCCUCGAGUCAAGAGGUAGACAGCUGCUUACGGAGUUAUGUGGUUGAGCGCAGAUAGGGAGAGGAGUGAGUCAGAUACGGCCUCCGCGAACGGUGCGUGGACGGCACAGGUGCACGGCCGCCAGCAGAGUUGGGCAAAGUCCCCGAGAGGCGAGGCGAGGCGGUGGGAGGGAAAGGAGGGGUGAGCCGACAGCGCCAGGGAGUGGUUCCAGAGGAAGUGGCGUCCGCAUGCGAUCUGGAAGUCACAGGUCAAAGGGCAGAACUCUGAACAUCCACACUCCAAGUGGCCUUCCUGCCCUGCCCAGGAGCAGUCCUGGAGCAGAUGCCGUGGUCUGUGUGUCUGGAGCAGUUCUCACUAAAGAGAGACAGAAAGGAAACAGAGGCUCAGAGACUGAAAGACCCGGGAAGAGGAAGACAAACAGCAAAACAGAAACAGAGGCCAGGAGGGACAAGAGUAACCCCAUGCUGAUCAGAAGCAAGCAGCUAUGCUCCACAUGUCAAGAAAUAAAAAUGAAAAGAAAGAGGACAGCAAGGGGAAAUGGAGGACACAAGGACAAAGCCCUACCAUCUGUCAGAGCUGCCGCAGAAAGAGGCCCGUGUCCGCACCAUGUCCACACGGAUGCCAUACAGGUACAACCAAGAACUUUGAUAAUCCCUCAUAAUCUGAAGCUAUCCUUUGAGAAUUUAAUGAGUCAUAGAAUGAUGAGUCUUCCUCCACCAAAAGCCAAGACUGAAUCCAAACAUUCCUGUAAUGACAUCUCAACAGAGAGCAUUCACUACAGAUUGCCCAUUCUGGGCCCCAGGACAGCUGUCUUCCAUGGACUGUUGGCAGAUACCUACAAAUCUCUGCAGGAGACACAGCUCUCUUCCUUGCCCGGAAAGGAGCCGGUAGGCAAGACAAUGAGGCAAUGAGUGGUUGGAGCUCAUCCUCUUCCAGACUCACCAAGAGAAAACAAGUUAACCAAGCCUGUUUCUGAUGCUAGCGCAUUCUCAUAAAUACCCACCUGUCGCCAAAAAGGUGACUCACUUUUGCCUUCUUGGGAGUUGCUAGAAUUCUAGCUCUUGACAAUCUUCUUCUCACUUUUCCUAAAUACAAGUGGUCUAAUUUACAAGAUGAUAAAGACUUGCUGAUUCAAGUGGAACAUUUCAAGUGUCAUUAAUUUUAUUUUUUUAGGAUUCAUAAUUGUGGUGUAAUAGACAACACCCUUCUGUUUCUAAGACGUGAAUUUCCUGUGAAAAUUAUUUCAGCUCUUCUUCAGAGCAGAGGGCUGGAGAUGGCUCUGGGAAGUCCCUCAGUGGGUUAACCUAUUAUGAAUACAUAAUGAAAGGGAAAUGGAGGUCACCUUUCUGUCCUUAUCUCUGUCAGUUAACUGGCAGAUGACAAGAGGAUACUGUGACGCAAUGGGGAAAAUGGCAAGUGGUUAGUGGUUGCAACCGUCAAGGACAGGAACCGUGCCUUGUCUUGCCCCGCUCACGUGAUGUCAUUUAGCGCCCUGUGUGUAAUCAGAUAUUCAUCUAAUCUUUGCCCCAUCAUGUCUAAACCAUGUGCUUGUAUUUUGUCAUUUUGUUACUUUGGUUUGAGAAUGUACACCUUCAGCUCUGUCUUGGUCCAUGUGUCAGCAGUGUGAGGGAGACAGAAGAAAACUCUAGGCUUACAAAUAUUGUAUUUAUAGGCACAAGUGGUCCAUACCCACCUUCAGGCUCAUAUAUAAAAGGUCCCUUCCCUUCUUUAGGGUACAAUAGCCUUGUAGAAUCCCCAAAUCCUGGCUAAAUGGACGCUGGGCCAACAUGCGAGAACCAACCUCUGUGCUGACUGUAUUUGAAGAACAGGCUUCAGGAAUCUUUAACAAAUGGCCUGGUACCUAAAUUGACCUCAUUUCUUAUACACACACACAAACCCCCCCAAAACCAGUAAAACUUGAUCGAUUGCCCUAUGUUUCUGGUAGGCUAUGAUUCUUGGUUUCAGUUCAGUUAGGGUUCAGUAAUUCCGGAAGUAAUACGCACUUCCUCUCAGAGCACACAUGAAUCAUGAUUCCACUUCAGAUCAUUGCCAAAGGACAGACAAACCAUGGAUAAAAAUGUUUCUUUCUUCUUUUGUAAAUGAACAUAUCCAGUAAAAGGAUUUGGGGUAUCUGUACCCCUGAAUUAGGGAGAAAUACAUGUCCCAAGCACAAUUAUUUGGAGUUUUUGAGGUAAUUUGAAUAUUAUAUGCUUAGUCAGAUAGACUGCUUCCUAAGUCUCAAGAAGUCCCCAUCUGGAGUACAAGGGUGUUUCCAAAAUCUCAUCAAGAAGAAUAACGUUCUGGUGUUUGCCAGUGUUCUAGUGUGGUGACUGAGAACAAUAGUCGAUAUCAGUGGUUCUUAAACUUUUUCAUCGUAGGAAACUUUUACACUCUUAAAGACUGAGAGCCCUAAGUACAAUCCCUGUUUCAUACAUGUAAUUCUCGUCUCUCUAGAAAAAUGUAUCACUUAAUGAGGAUGAGAAUGAUAUCUCAUGCUAACAGCAUAUCCCCACAGGAGCCUCCCAGAUGCAUAUUUGAAAGAUAUUUACAAGAAAAGUCCAUUCCCAGUUGCCAAGCAAUAUGAGAAAAUAGGAGCUUGAGUUCCCUGAAUUGGGGGCAGUGGUAUUAGGUAUUAGGAACUUGUUUCCAUUGGGGAAAUAACACAGAGAGACAUAAAUGAAGAGCAUGUGGAUGGGCCAAUAUGUAAAUAAGUAUGAGUUACUCUCCACUAUAAAUCCCCAGUGAUACCAACAAUAGUAUAUGACAUAUAAUAUGGUGCUCCAUAGCACCAGCCACCCAGCUCUCUGGACAAGAACAAAGAUGCAAUUGUAUAACUUUGCCGGAAAAGUUGGUCAGAGAAGAAAUAGCCAUAUUUACCCCCACAGAUGUUAUCUUUCCCUUGCAAAGUCUUUGGCGAGGCAUUUCACUUCCUGGCCAGUAAACUGCAGAAUAGCGAAGUUAGGCAUUUGCUGGUGUUUGCUGUUUCAAGGAAUACUUGUUCCUAAAUCCCUUGGGAUUGGCUUCUACUUGGUCCUGUGUAACAGAAAGCAUCUUAUGGGUCACAUAGCCAAAGAGUCAGGAAACCCUUGCUUCCUAGACUCUCACAUUGAGAAAAUUAGGUAAAGAGUAAGGCAUGCAUGCAACAACAAGAUUUUGGCUAACAUUAGUUGGCUCUGAGGAGUGGGACUGUAUGGCUGGAGCCCAGAAAUUGGCAGAGGGAGGAGAUAUUUCAUAGUAUUCCUUUAUUCUUUGAAUAAAUAAUUUUAUUUUUAUUUUUUAAAUUUCAUUUCUCAGGUUAUUUAUUUUGAGAGAGAGAAAGCAUAAGCAGGGAAGGGUCAGAGAGAGAGAGAGAGCAAGAGAGAAAAUCCCAAGCAGGCUCCACACUGUCUAGCCCAACGCAGGGCUAGAAUUCAAGAACCGUGAGAUCACGACCUGAGCUAAAAUCAAGAGUCAGACACUCAACUGACUGAGCCACCCAGGCGCCCCUAUUCUUUGAAUUUUAAACCACAUGAAUGUUUCACUGACUCAAAAACAAAACAAGAUGGAACAAGCAAACAAAUAAAAACUUUGAAAAGUGACCAGGGCUAUCUAGCUUUGGAUAAACUAUCAAUGUAAUUAUUUGUCUUCGUGAACAUGGACAACACAGUGCUUGCAAACGGCAAACGUUAGGCAAGCAUCCAGCGCAGAUAAAUUUUAUCUCCAGCCCUUGGAAAUUUUGCUAUCAAAAUGCUAGUACCAGCAAAUAGAAACCUUGCUUCAGCUUAUGUAGCAUUUCAAACUUCUGAAGAACUUUGUCUUGUUUUUCCUCUCUCUUUGUCUCAAAUUUACCAUUGUUCUCUUAGCAUGAAAGGAGAGUGAUGAACGAUGAACGGUGCACACAAUGCUCUCCAUUUAGCAAAGGCAGUCCUUCCCUGGCAUCUUUACAAAAAGUCUUCAUUUUAUUGUAACAAGUGUACCUGGUUCUUUUUUAUGAAGCUGCCUACACAGGGCUAGUCCGUCUUGCACAAAACCCAUGAAAUAUUUGAUGGCACCACCCAUGUUCCUCUUAGUCUUUUUUAAACUUCUGAUCCUGAGGUUCUUUGGCCAAUAUGACACGACCCAGCCACCCUCUCUGGACCCACACAGGGCCACUCAAAACAAGGCACUCAGAGUGGAAUCUCAAACUCCAGAUGCACCUGGCCCGAUGUGCCUGAGGGACUCUCAACUCCCCUCGUUCUGGAUUAUCUGCUUCCAGAAAUGCAGACUGACCUGAAAUUCAUUUUCCUGACAGUUGUGUGACUUCAUUCUCACAAUGACUUGCCACCAACUAACGCUUUUUUGCCCUUUUGGUGAAAAUUGCUGUUCUAACAGCUUUUCUCAGGCUGUUCAUUUUUUCAAGCCCGUACACACGACCCUACCUUCUUCUUAUUAAGGUUCCUUUAGCCAGAUUCCAGCCAGUGACCAUCUUGCCAGACCUAGGUUUCAGUGAGUGUUAGUCCUCCCAGUCUUUGUAAGGAACAGGGCCAGGAACCAAGCCCCGUGGAACAAUUCUAGAGCCCUCCCUUUGGAUCAGAGCUUCCCAAGGGCCUCUUCUUUCAUAUGUAAUUUAUUCUGAGGAUAUUCAAACAGACAGAGAAAUAUAAUAAUACCACAAAGAACACCUAUAUAUCCUCCACCUAGAGUCUGCAGUGGUCAAUAUUUUGCCACAUUCCCUCUAUCUACAAAUCGCUUUACUGAACCAUUUUAAAAUAAAGACAUCAUGACAUUUUACCACUGAAUAGUUCAGCAUGUAGCUCCAAAGUAAAAGAACUUUUAAAAAAAAUUAUUUUUUUUAAUAAAAAAAAAUUAUUUUUUUUAAUUAAAAAAAAUUCUCCUUUAAAGGACAGUUUCUGUUAUCACACACAACGAAAAGUGAAUAAUAAUUCCUUAUUUUUAUCUCCACUCAGUCCAUAUUCAAGUUCCCCAGUUUGUUCCCAACAUGUCUAUUAUGGCUGGUCUUCUCAAAGCCAAAAAAAAUCAGGGAGGACACUUUGCAGUUGUGCUUGUUUUAAUCUAAGCGAACUGUACCCCAACUUUCUUUUUCAUGACAUUGACCUGCUGCAAAGGCCAAGAUAAUUGUUUUAUAAAAAAACCAAAACCUCUUUAAAUACCACCCCUCUUCACGUUGUUCGUUUCAACUGCUGCUAUCAAGUAAAGGCCGUUUACUGAGUAAUUAUUAUUUUUUCUUUUUUGUUCAUCAAAUUUGUAUGUAACGACCUAUUAGACCUUCUGAUAAGUAUGAGAUAACAUUCUUACCAUAUUGGGUUGAUGCAACUGCAGAGAUAAACCCAGAAUUGUGAUAUUUUAUAACUGUAUAAUUUUGGUCAAGUUACUUAACUUCUUUGAGUCCUGGUUUCCUGUGCCACAUAAUGAGGAUAAACGUAUCUGUCUUAGUAAAAGCAGCACAUGUGCUAAAAUUAGGACAGAGAGAAGAUUAGCGUGGUUCCUGCAUGAGAAUGACAUGCAAAUUUGUGAAGUGUCCCAUAUUUUUUAAGCUAAGCUCAUAUGUACAUUUAUUGGAAAUUGAAAAAUGUCCCUGCAUAAGAGUUUUCUAAUUUAUAUUACCACUACAAAUGCAUGCAUGCGCCUAUUACUCUCAGCCUCAACAACGACUGUAAUAAUUUUUAUUUUAAAACUAAUUUUAGAGAUGAAAAAUAUCUGUGUCGUUGAAAUUUUUAGUUCUCUAAUUAUGAGACUGAACUUGUUUUCAUAUGCUUAACUGUCCUCAUAUAUAUAUUUUUGUGAUUGUUUAGCUUUUAAACCCAUUUUCUAUCAUGACCCAUUAGUUUUUAAAGAAUAAGAUGUUUAAUUAUUCAGAUGGCAAAAAAAAAAAAAUCUUAUAAGAAAUGAUACAAUUGUGCUCAAGGUUUUCACUUAGAGUCUCUGACCACAGGAGCAAACAUAUGUUUUCAUUUAACAUUUGGAAAUCUGAUAAACUAACAUUUACCAACCUCAUACUGGAUGCUGAUAAAGAGGGUAAUCAGAUAAGUUUUUACUGUGUUCUCUACUACAUGGUCGACACUGUUGGUGAGUUCACAUUUUAUCUUUACAAUAACCCUUCAAAAUGGUUAGGGUUAUUAUCUCCAAAUAUGAGUGAAGAAAUUGGGUCUCACAAAGGCUAAAUAACUCACACUUUGGAACUUGAACUUGGGUCUUUCUGAGUAUGUAGUCGGAAAUUGAACUUGGGUCUUUCUGAGCACAUACCACAAGCUCCUUCCUCUAUCCUACUCUGCCUCUGAUUGUGAACAGUGUCCAUCUCUUGGUCAACACAAUAUCUAAGAUUUCCUAUCAACCGAUCACCUCAACCUUGUUAGAAUUAUGUUCAAAAUAGCAGUUCUCUCCAUGGAAUCCUCUACCGUCUGAGGGAUAAAACUGGCUUCAAACCAAACAAAACCCAGCCUCAUCGUGUUGGGUUUUCCCAGAGUGGGAAAUGACACGUGCUGGCAUCAAACAGAGGCCUUUCUUCUUUUAGCCUGUUAGACAUUCAAGGUUACUGGAUUGUGUCAUGUCUGUGGACUGAUAGCGCAGAGAGGAGCCAGAGGAAGUAGGUCCUGGUGUGAAGCUUGCCCACCGGGAUAGACAAGGCUUCAAAGGUGGGUGGUAGAGGGUAGGAAGGCAGACUAGACCCAAGAGAGUGGCAAAGGCAGUGAACAAGUCUUAUACCUGUCAGCCCUAGAGUUUUGGU
Acinonyx jubatus (cheetah) is the source of this 7360-nucleotide messenger RNA. RefSeq names its product chromosome E4 C1orf105 homolog (gene CE4H1orf105). Bases 885 to 1568 code for a protein of 227 amino acids. The record is from RefSeq and is a predicted model, not a curated record. The transcript has 7 exons. Lineage: Eukaryota; Metazoa; Chordata; Mammalia; Carnivora; Felidae.